GCGCCGGGAGGCGGAGCCGGGGGGGCGGCCGGUUUGGUCUCUGCCGCGUGGGGCGGCGGCAUGGAACGGGAAGCCGGCCCUGGGGGCGCGCGCCGGGCGCUGGGCCUCCUGGUGGAGGCGGUGCUGGCAAACCGAGGCAAGGCCAACGCCGUGUUCGACAUCCUGGCCGUGCUGCAGUCUGAGGAUCAGGAGGAGAUCCAGGAAGCGGUGCGCGCAUGCAGCCGACUUUUCGGGGCCCUGCUGGCCCGCGGAGAGCUGUUUGUGGGCCAGCUGCCCUCUGAGGAGAUGGUCAUGGCAGGGUCCCGGGGGGUCACUCGCAAGUACAGGGUGUGGAUACGGCACCGGUACCACAGCUGCUGCAAUCGCCUGGGGGAGCUCUUGGCUCGCUCCUCCUUUCGGGUCAAGGAGCUGGCCCUCGGCACGCUCAUGAAGUUCGUGCAGCUGGAGGGCGAGCACCCCCUGGAGAAGCCCAAGUGGGAAGGCAACUAUCUGUUCCCCCACCAGCUCUUCAAGUCAGUGGUAGGAGGCCUGCUCUCUCCAGAAGAGGACUGCUCUCUGCUGCUCUGUCAGUUCCGGGAGUUCCUGGAAUACGACGACAUCCGCUACCACACGAUGCAGGCUGCGGCGGACGCUGUGGCCCGGGCCGCUGAUGGGCGCCCUGAGGUGCCGCUCGUCUUUUGGAACAACGCCUUCACGCUGCUGUCCUCCGUGAGCCUGCCCCUCCAGGAGAGCACCCCCUCCAGCUUCUACGUGAAGCACGCGGAGCUCUCGGACAAGUGGAAGGUCGUUCAUCUGAGGGAGCACAGGAAGGCCUUCCAGCAGAUGUGGCUCGGCUUCCUCAAGCACCAGCUGCCUCUCCGCGUCUGCAAGAAGGUUCUGGUGAUCACGCACGACUCCAUCCUGCCUCACCUGGCACAGCCCAGCCUCAUGAUUGACUUCCUCGCCCGCGCCUGUGACGUUGGUGGAGCCAUCAGCCUCCUGGCUUUGAACGGACUUUUCAUCCUGAUUCAUAAGCACAACCUGGAGUACCCUGCUUUCUACCGGAAGCUGUAUGGCCUGCUCGACCCGUCCGUCUUCCACGUCAAGUACCGGGCCCGCUUCUUCCACCUGGCCGACCUCUUCCUGUCGUCCUCGCAUCUGCCUGCCUACCUGGUGGCUGCCUUCACCAAGCGCCUGGCCCGCCUGGCCCUGACGGCGCCCCCCGAGGCUCUGCUCACGGUCCUGCCCUUCAUCUGCAACCUGCUGCGCAGACACCCCGCCUGCCGCGUCCUCGUGCACUGCCCCAGGGGCCCAGAGCUGGACGCCGACCCCUAUGACCCCCGAGAGGAGGACCCUGCCCGGAGCCGAGCCCUGGAGAGCUCUCUGUGGGAGCUGCAGGCCCUCCAGCGGCAUUACCACCCCGAGGUGUCCAAGGCCGCCAGCGCCGUCAGCCAGGCGCUGUCCGAGGCCGAGGUCAGCAUCGCGCCGCUGCUGGAGCUUACCGCCUUCCAGAUCUGCGAGCGGGACCUGGAGAAGAAGGGGCCCGAGCCGGUGCCACUGGAGUUCAUCCCGGCCCAGGGCCUGCUGGGCCGGCGGGGCGACCUCUGUGCCCAGCACUUCACGCUGAGCUGACCCUGCGCGCCCCGCUGCCCCCGACGGACGGUCUUGUGGGAAAGCCGCUGGGGGCGGGGGUCUCGGGAGGCGCAGGUCCUUCACCUGUGCCCCUGGGGCUGGGGUCACAGCGCCGGCGGGGUGCCCGCCCCGCCACCCCCCCACCCUGCUGGCCCCGCCGGAGGGUGCUGCCCGGGGCCCUCCCUUCCCUGCAGCCUGGUGGGGAGGGGCGAGGGGGGGUAUGGGGGGCGCUGCAGGGCAGCCCCUGCUUCCGGGGCCUCAGUUACACGCGCGCCGGGUCGUGGCUUCUGUCGGCCCCCGCGAUUCCCCCGAAGACGCGUCAGGCCCUCUGCAUCGCUGUGCUUCCUGACACGGGGCGGCCACGGGAGCCUCUCUGCUGCAGUUAGACUGUGACGUGGGAGUGACGGGGGCGGGGGGUGCUCUGCGCCCCGGUCGGUCUCGGCGGGGAGCACAGGGAGGGGCGCGAGCUCGCUGUGCCCGGCCAGGCCCUACCGAGGUCACCUUUGUCCCCAGAAGCGCAGUGAGUCUGGGGGUGAGCGUCUGCCCCGUCGAGGGGUUACAGGCAGGGCCUGUCCGUCCCUCCACCCCCUGAGCGGAGUGGGCCAGCAGCGCGUUUGUUUCCGGGGUUAUCUUUUCGAGGUUUCUUUUCUGCCAAAGAUGCCGCAUUUUCCGGCUCUGGCAGUGACCCGGUUUCCUUUAAAAAACCCACUCGGUCCGGCACACGCCUGGCGCCGGCCCACACUUGGCAGGGGCUGACGGGGGCACGGGGGUGGGGCAGCCCACAGGGAGACACCCCGCUGCCCUCCGCCGCCUCCUGUCUGGGCCCCGCCCCGCCCCUCCCCCCGGGGAGCAGGGUGGGGGCUCGUGGCGGGCACCCUGGAGUCACAGCAGGGAAGGGUUCCGCCAGUCUGGUGUCCAGGUCCCCCCCGCCGGCCCGGGUCCCAGUGCGCCCUGCUGGUAGCACAGCCCGCGGCUGCCCUUCACCCGCCUUCCCACGAGCAGCAGGGGAUGCUCGUUGCUGACCUGGAAACCGCCUUGUCCCCGGGGCGCAGGGCUUGCCUGGAGCGGGGCGCGGGGGGGGGCGGUCUUGAGAGAGCCGGGCUCUCUGGCACCAGGAGUGUCCGGUGGGCCAGAGGCCGCCGUGGCGUUGUGUGGGAUGCCAGGGGCCGGUGCUGGACGGCCUGAGGCCUCCCGCUUUUCUUGAAAAAUACCGCUAUGUGAAAAAAAUUACAAACUGCAAAACACUUGAACA
Messenger RNA from Physeter macrocephalus (sperm whale), 2863 nucleotides. It is a transcript of the gene NOC4L, whose product is annotated as nucleolar complex associated 4 homolog. The transcript is spliced from 15 exons. Gene Ontology annotation, biological process: ribosome biogenesis. The record is from RefSeq and is a predicted model, not a curated record. NCBI's taxonomy places the organism in Eukaryota, Metazoa, Chordata, Mammalia, Artiodactyla, Physeteridae. Gene Ontology annotation, cellular component: small-subunit processome; Noc4p-Nop14p complex; nucleolus. Bases 61 to 1611 code for a protein of 516 amino acids.